Messenger RNA from Staurois parvus, 291 nucleotides. The record is from the annotation of a GenBank genome assembly. Lineage: Eukaryota; Metazoa; Chordata; Amphibia; Anura; Ranidae.
CACCAACCUAAAAAAAAUGCAGGUACCAUAGUUUUCGCUCCACAAGAUGCACCUGACCAUAAGACGCACCUAGAUUUUAGAGGAGGAAAACAGGAAAAAAAUAUUCUGAACCAAUGGACUGCGGACAUAGUACAGGAGAUGACCAGAGACUGCGGACACAGUACAGUAGAUGACCAGAGACUGCAGACACAGUACAGUAGAUGACCAGAGACUGCAGACAUAGUACAGGAGAUGACCAGAGACUGCAGACAUAGUACAGGAGAUGACCAGGAGACUGCAGACAUAGUACAG